CGCGGAGAAGUCUGUGAGCCACGUAAAUGCCACGAAGAAGAGAUGACCGGGUGUAAACAUGGCGUCUGCCUUGGACGAUGAUGAGAUCCUAAAUGAUGAUUAUUACUCCCUGCUAAAUGUCAGACGAGAGGCCACGCAGGAAGAACUGAAGGCGGCAUACAGGCGAUUAUGCAUGCUGUAUCACCCAGACAAACACCGGGACCCUGAACUAAAGCGUCAAGCAGAACAGCUUUUUAACCUCGUACAUGAAGCUUACGAAGUGCUUAGUGACCCACAGGCACGAGCCAUCUAUGAUAUCUAUGGCAAGAGAGGACUUGACGUUGAAGGAUGGGAGGUGGUGGAAAGAAAAAGAACCCCUGCCGAGAUCCGAGAGGAGUACGAGCGCCUUCAGAAGGAGCGAGAAGAGAGGAGGCUUCAGCAAAGGACCAACCCAAAGGGAAUGAUUAGUGUGGGUAUCGAUGCCACGGACCUGUUUGACCAGUAUGAAGAAGACUAUGAGGAUAUGGCUGGAGGGGGAGUCCCACAUGUGGAAAUCAACAAGAUGCACAUAUCACAAUCAAUAGAGGCUCCUCUCACCACAAAAGACACAGCCAUUUUGUCUGGCUCCCUGUCAACCCACAAUGGAAAUGGAGGGGGCACCAUUAACUUGGCCUUGAGAAGAGUCACCUCAGCCAAGGGGUGGGGAGAGGUAGAGCUUGGUGCUGGAGACGCACAUGGACCUCUCUUUGGGAUGAAGAUUUUCCGAAACUUGACACCUCGAUUCUUCGUGACCGCUCAGUGUGGGCUCCAGUUUUCAUCCCGAGGCGUGCGUCCCGCUUUCACCACAGUGCUGGCCCGCCACCUAGACAAGAACACUAUGGGCUAUCUGCAGUGGCGCUGGGGUGUCCAGUCCUCCAUGAACACCAGCAUAGUCAGGGACACCAAGAGCAGCCAUUUCACCUUCGCAAUGCAGCUUGGCAUUCCUCACACAUUUAUGAUGAUGAGCUACCAGUACAAGUUCCAGGAUGAUGACCAGACGAAGAUCAAGGGCUCAGUAAAAUCAGGUUUCUUUGGGACUGUGGUGGAGUAUGGCGCUGAGAGGAAGAUCAGUCGACACAGUGUCCUGGGGGCCACAGUCAGCGUGGGAGUGCCCCAAGGUGUCUCCCUAAAGAUCAAACUAAACAGAGCCAGCCAGACGUAUUUCUUCCCCAUUCACCUGACCGACCAACUCCUGCCAAGUGCUGUAUUUUACGCCACAGUUGGACCACUGGUUUUCUACCUCGCCAUCCAGCAGCUUAUUAUUCGGCCCUACGUGCGGGCCCAGAAGGAACAAGACUUGGAGAAGCAGCGGGAGAGCUCGGCCUCGAAUAUAGCCAGGAAGAAACAGGAGGCGGAGGCUGCUGUCUUACUCAUGCAGGAGUCUGUGCGCAGGAUUAUUGAAACGGAGGAGUCUAGAUUGGGUCUCAUCAUCCUCAACGCCUGGUACGGCAAGUUUGUGACAGACAACAGUAAGAGACACGAGAGGGCAAAGGUCAUUGAUGUGACUGUGCCACUGCAGUGUUUGGUGAAAGACUCUAAACUCAUCCUCACUGAGGCUACAAAGUCAGGACUCCCUGGUUUCUAUGACCCCUGUGUGGGGGAGGAGAAGAGCCUGAAGGUGCUGUAUCAGUUCCGCGGAGUCAUGCAUCAAGUCCUGUCAGGAGACACCGAACCACUCAGGAUACCAAAGCAAUCUCACAGGAUUGACGCAGACACAUAGGAGCUCCUCUGCUGACCAAAAAGACUCAUCUCUAAGCUGUCUGACAGAAGAUGGAUAAAGCUGUUUUAGAUACGACACGGAGCGAAGUCCUUGUUACUCAGAAAUCGUGCAUUUACCUUUUUGUCUUUGUAUCCAUUUAAAUAUGCAGAGCAGAGUAAAAGCAUCACAGACUGGAUUGAUCAGAAUUCAGGAUCCAUGGACAGCGUUGCGGCCUGCUUGAAAUUCUAAUGUGACACCGAAAUCAAUGGCUACCAUCUCAUGCUCUCCUUGGUAUCCAUUUAUUUUUGGUAUGGCUUGUAAUUUAUGAUUGAGUUCUAUGUACUGUAUUGUACACAAACUGCAGUGCCUAUGUGAAUGAAAACGAUGAAUGCACCUCUGUUUAUUUGCCAUAUUAUUAAAAUCAGUCUCUCUC
Molecule: messenger RNA, 2150 nt
Organism: Epinephelus moara (kelp grouper)
Lineage: Eukaryota; Metazoa; Chordata; Actinopteri; Perciformes; Serranidae
Product: dnaJ homolog subfamily C member 11
Exons: 16
Coding region: 59-1738 (559 amino acids)
Biological process (GO): cristae formation
Source: RefSeq, a predicted model, not a curated record